Messenger RNA from Entamoeba nuttalli P19, 1197 nucleotides. RefSeq lists its product as hypothetical. NCBI's taxonomy places the organism in Eukaryota, Evosea, Mastigamoebida, Endamoebidae. The transcript is spliced from 2 exons. The record is from RefSeq and is a predicted model, not a curated record. The coding region runs from base 1 to 1197 and encodes 398 amino acids.
AUGGCAUUCACAACAACUGGCUUUGGUGGAUUAAGCAAUAACACAUUCGGUAAAACAAAUAAUACAACAGGAGGGUUUGGUACUGGUUUUGGUUCAACAAAUGGUUUUGGAAAUACCAAUACCACUAGUUUUGGUUCAACUACAGGUGGUUUUGGUAGUGGUAAUAAUACAGGUUUUGGUAGUGGUUUCAGUUCAACAAUAGGUGGUUUUGGUAAUAACAAUAAUACUAAGACUGCUGGUGGAUUUGGUUCAACACCAAGUGGUUUUGGUAAUAACAAUACAUUUGGUAAUACAGGGUUUGGUUCAACAACGACUGGAUUUGGUAAUACUACUAACACAGGAUUUGGUUCAACGUCAGGUACAUUUGGAAAUACUACUGGACUUGGUGGUUUUGGUUCAACAUUAGGUAAUGGACUUGGUAGUGGAUUUGGAAAUAAUAAUACAGGACUUGGUAGUGGAUUUGGAAAUAAUAACAUGGGAUUUGGUGGAGGAUUUGGUAUGACAAAUACUGCAACAGGGUUUGGGAAUAAUGGAGGAUUAGGAAGUGGGUUAGGCAAUCCAUUUGGUAAUGGAUUUGGAAAUAAUAAUAAUGGAGGAUUUAAUUCAAUAAAUAUGAAUACAAUGAAUAACACAAUUCAAACAUCAAAUACAUCACUUUUUGUAAAUGUUGAUUCAAGUAUGAUGGAAUUUUUAAAGAAUAAAAUACAGUCAGAUCGUUUAAAAAAUGCAUUGUCGUUAAAAGAUAUAAAGUAUAAUAAUGAUUUAGAUAAAAUGAUUCAAGAAACACGGUUAAAAAGUUUUUCUUUAAAACAAGUAGAAGAUAAAAUAAGACCUAAAAUAAAUAAAGUAUUUGAUACAACAAUUAAUCAAAUGCAAAUAUUAAGAGAAAAACAAUUACUUGAAGAAAGUAGUAGACAAAAUGAAAAAACUAUUAAAGAAAAAUUAUUUAAAAUCUGUUCUAGUUUUGAGGAAGAAUUUAAUGGUCUUAGUGAUCAAAUUACUGAAUUAAGUAAUAAAGUAACUCCUUUAGUAAAUAAUAUUACUUUACAACAAGCAAAAAUAGCUCUUGAUGAAAAUAGUAAACAAGCUUACCAAAUAAAAGAAAAUGUUGUAUUUAUACAAGAAAGUUUGGCUGAAACAGAACAAAAAAUUGAAUCUUCUUUGUCUCAUUUAUGGAAUCCUAAUUCUUUGAAGUAA